UGGAGGCAGGUUGAAUGAUGCGUCAUAUUUACGCGACGCUGUUUUAAGGAGCGGCGCUUUGUAUGGAAAUCGACCGAGGAUUUGUCAAGUUAAAUUAACAGCUUAAUAAACUCCAGGAACAUGGGUCCAGUUGAGCUCCUGCAUAUGUCCGUGUUCUCUCAGAGUUUCUCUCCCUGCGGGCGUUUCCUUGCAGCGGGUAAUAACUAUGGAGAGAUCGCGGUGUUCAGUCUUUCAGCUGCACUGAGUCCAGAUGCAUCACAGGCGAGCCAGAAGCCCAUCCUUAACUUCACUGCUCAUGAUGGUCCUGUGUUCUCUCUUCUCUCCACGGACACUCAUCUCCUGAGUGCUGGGAAUGGAGAGAUCAGUGCCUGGAGUUGGGCAGAGCUCAUCAAAAAAAGCACCAAAGCUGCAUGGACAAGGAAACCCAGUUAUGAGACUAGUCUUGAAAUACCAGAGAUCAAUGCAAUGAUCAUUAACCCAAAGGACAACAGCUUGAUAGUUGGAGGAGGUGACAAUAAUAUUCACAUCAUGGACAUGGAGACUGGCAUCUUUAAGGUCAGUUAGACUACAUCUUUGUAUCUCCAGGGACAAUAUUUUGAAGGCCCGCCAACACGGUAUGAUUUCCCCUCUUGCACUUCUGCUUAAAUAAUAGCUUAAAAAAACGUGUUCCUAAGGAAAUAUAAUAAAAUAAAUAUCUAACAAAACUGUUUAAAUGAAUUGACAUUUUCCAAAUAUAGAGAUAGUUACUGCAGACUGUUUUGUAACACCCUAUACUGAAUUCACAAGCAGACAUUACA
This is a messenger RNA of Sinocyclocheilus grahami, 797 nucleotides long. Its product is annotated as THO complex subunit 6 homolog. Gene Ontology annotation, cellular component: THO complex; transcription export complex. Gene Ontology annotation, biological process: mRNA export from nucleus. Bases 121 to 564 code for a protein of 147 amino acids. The record is from RefSeq and is a predicted model, not a curated record. The transcript has 7 exons. Lineage: Eukaryota; Metazoa; Chordata; Actinopteri; Cypriniformes; Cyprinidae. Gene Ontology annotation, molecular function: protein binding.